Messenger RNA from Rosa chinensis, 1315 nucleotides. RefSeq lists its product as uncharacterized. Gene Ontology annotation, cellular component: cytosol. The transcript has 7 exons. Bases 454 to 1107 code for a protein of 217 amino acids. The record is from RefSeq and is a predicted model, not a curated record. NCBI's taxonomy places the organism in Eukaryota, Viridiplantae, Streptophyta, Magnoliopsida, Rosales, Rosaceae.
AUAUUUCUUAUCUGCUUUGAUAUAGCCGUGAAAUCGUAUGUAAUGCUGUUCUGGCCUGAGCUUCUUCAUGAUGAAUUGAGAUUAUCUUUACUCUGAAGACUGAAGACUGAAGACAGCUCCGUAAGCAAAAGCCAUUAUCUUUAGGAAGAGUUAUAUUCCAUAUAGAUUAAUCCUGCUCUGAAAUUCUUCAACUUCAACAUAUAUUUUGUUCGCCAAAACUUUACGAUCUUCACCAAAAUCGCACCCAAAAAAGAGAAUCUUGAAAUAAAUGGCAGAGUCUGCUCAAAACCCAGUGUUGAGACUGUGUAUUGCACUGUUUCAGUGGCCCAGCAACAGAAAAUCAUUGUGACCAACAAACAUAGUGAAAAGCUGGUGGGAUUAUUACAUGACACUGGUUCUGGGGAUAUCGUAAUCUUAUGCCAUGGUUUUACAUCCACCAAGGACGACCCUAUUAUGGUGAACCUCGCUGUUGCAUUGGAAAGUGAAGGAAUUAGUUCGUUUCGUUUUGAUUUUUCUGGAAAUGGGGAAAGUGAAGGCAUCUUUGAGUACGGUAACUAUCGGAAAGAAGCUGAUGACUUACAUGCUGUAGUUGAACACUUCUCAGGGACAAGCCGUGUAGCAAGUGUAAUUUUGGGGCACAGCAAAGGAGGUGAUGUGGUGCUGCUGUAUGCUUCUAAGUAUCAUGACAUUCGUACUGUUGUCAAUGUUUCUGGACGUUAUGAUCUGAAGAAAGGCAUUGGAGAACGCUUGGGGAAAGACUUUAUGGAAAUGAUCAAGAAGGAAGGCUUCCUUGAUAUCAAGAAUAACACAGGAGGUGUUGCUUACCGUGUGACCGAAGAAAGUCUGAUGGAUCGCCUAAGUACUGAUAUGCAAGAAUCAUGCCUUCAGAUUGGCAAAGAAUGCCAGGUGUUGACAGUCCAUGGAUCUGAUGAUGAGGUCAUCCCUGUGGACGAUGCAGUGGAGUUUUCCAAGAUAAUAACUAACCAUAAAUUACAUAUUGUUCGAGGAGCUAAUCAUUGUUACACCUCGCAUCAAGCUGAGUUAGCUUCAGUUGUGGUGGACUACAUAAAGACCGCUCUGCAGCAGGACAAGACUACUUCCAUCUAGGUACUCGAUGCCAGUCAGAAUAUCAAUUCCUGAAGUUGUACCUGUUGAUGAUUAGGUGCCUGGGGAUUCUAUGAACUUGAUGUAGCUGGAUACAUACAAUUAUGCUUUGCCAUAAGUCGGUGCUUAUUAAUAAAACCCUCAUCUUAUCAUGGUGACUCGAGAAAAAAAAUUUACAGUUUGACUGUUACACUUUUCUCUGUCAAAGUUA